Molecule: messenger RNA, 2624 nt
Organism: Xiphophorus hellerii (green swordtail)
Lineage: Eukaryota; Metazoa; Chordata; Actinopteri; Cyprinodontiformes; Poeciliidae
Product: torsin-1A-like
Exons: 5
Coding region: 111-1124 (337 amino acids)
Biological process (GO): protein localization to nucleus; nuclear membrane organization
Cellular component (GO): endoplasmic reticulum lumen; endoplasmic reticulum; nuclear envelope
Molecular function (GO): ATP binding; kinesin binding; ATP hydrolysis activity
Source: RefSeq, a predicted model, not a curated record
UUGGACCCUGACGUCACCAGUUGAACAACAGCAGCACUUCCCCUUCGGGACGCUUCGCCAUAACAACGCGUCCCUCUCGGCUUUUAUCCCGGCUUGCCUUCGCGAAAGAAAUGCAGCCGAGAAAGCAACACGUCCUGCUCCUCUGGUUGCUUUUCUACUCCAGCAUGGCGGAGGCGCUGGAACCCAUUAGCACCACUAUCGCAGUAGGAAUGGCUGCGGCUCUCACGGGAAUUUUAGCGAGAUACCAGAACAUUUUCUACUACUUCCACGAGUGCUGCCGACCCGAGUGGAUAUCAUUCAAUAUAACAAGACUCAAGACGGACCUGGACAGCAAGCUGUUCGGACAGCACAUUGCGUCCCGCAUCAUCUUAAAAGCCGUGAACGGCUUCAUGAGCAACACGAACCCGAAGAAGCCCCUGGUGCUCUCUCUCCACGGGUGGACCGGCACCGGGAAGAACUUUGUGAGCCAGCUCAUCGCCGAAAGCGUUUAUGCCGAAGGAAUGCACAGCUGCUUCGUCCACGUGUUCACGUCCACGCUUCACUUCCCGCACGCGGAGCACAUAGCCACCUACAAGUCUCAGUUGCAGCAGUGGGUCAGAGGCAAUGUGACCAACUGUGAGCGCUCCAUGUUCAUCUUUGACGAGAUGGACAAGAUGCACCCGGGCCUGAUUGACAGCAUCAAGCCAUACCUGGACUACUAUGACAAGCUGGAUGGGGUUUCUUAUCGGAAAUCCAUCUUCAUCUUCCUCAGCAACGCAGGAGGAGAAGGCAUCAUCCAGACGGCUCUGGAGUUCUGGAAAGCGGGAAAAAAUCGAGAAGAGAUCGAGCUCAAAGACCUGGAAACAGCACUCUCGCUGUCCGUGUUCAACAACAACAAAAGCGGCUUCUUUCGUACAAGUUUGAUCGACAAGAACCUGGUGGACUUCUUCGUUCCCUUCCUGCCUCUGGAGUACGAGCACGUGGUACAGUGCGCCAUGGCUGAGAUGGAAGCCAGAAACCUCAAACCGAACCCCGACGUGGCGGACAUGGUGGCCAGGGAUUUGGUCUACUUCCCCAAAUCUGAGCGAGUGUUCUCCGUCAAAGGCUGCAAGACGAUAGAGAGCAAACUGGACUUCUACACAUAGAUGUGCGCAUUUGAAGGACGUGAAAACGAGUCACUAAGUGCACUUUUUUUUUUUAGAAAAAGAACUUUGCAGCCAAAAUGACUAGAGACAGGAAGCCAGUCUGGCUGAAGAGAGUUAAGUGAAGGUUUUUUCUGUCUGACCUUGUGGCCAUCAAGCCAUCAGGAGGCCUUCUCACUUACACUCAGCGCCAGCCGGAUGAAAUAUUCAAGCGGUCGGAGCGAUUUGUCGCUUGCGAAGGAGCUUAACCUCUGCUUUUAUGUCGCCAGUCUCGGACGGUUGUGUUUGCUUGCAGAAACUCUUAAAUAUUGAUGUCUUCCUGUUAGGGAAACCCGUUUCCCUUUGGAGCCGUUCUCCGACGUGUUCUUGACGCGAACGGACUGCCUUAAAUCUUUAUCUCAGUUUCUACUAGAAUUUUUACAGAUCAACAGCUGUUCAUUUACCUCAAUAAACGAGCAGCUGGUGGUGGAGGUGAGGUGAAAACGGGAAGUCUUUUAUUCUGCACUGUUGAACCUCACUGCACUGCAAAGAUUACACAAGUGAAAUGAAGUGUUGUAACGUGACUUGUUUUUAAGAAACUCAGAAUUGUUGUCUUGUCGUCAAUUUUGAUCGUCUGAAUGGAAACAGUUUCGGUUGGCGUUUCCCAACCGCUUCUUAAAAUGUCAGGUUUUUGUUACGAAAAGAAAACGAGUCCAUGACAAAUCGCUUUAAAACAUUUUCACAUGUAAUGUUGGGGAUAAAUUUAUCGUUAUGACAACAUAAUGCGGUGUAAUUAUAUUUUAAAAGGUAAAGGUUUUAGAGAAUUAACUUAGACAUUGACCUGAAGCCAUUUUGUAAUAAAUCCUUGCUAAGAUGGACAUUUAUUUCAUUUUUCCAACACUCAGACGGAUGAUAAUCUAUGAUUUUUGUUUUCAGGAAACCAAAAGCAGAAAGACCUUAACAAUACAGACCUUACACACGUUAUCAAAUAUCGCAUCUUUUAGUACAACUCUAAUACAGAUCAGCUGAAAAUUAAUAAAUCAGUUGGAAAGCAUUAGCUUAGCUGCAGUAGCCUAGUUUUAUAAGCUUUAAACUUUAUUAAUUUAAGCAUCUGGGCAUCUUUCAUCCAGCAUUUUGACUUGCAACAAUUCUCCAAGUCUAUUUCAUGAGGCGAUUUACAAUUGAUGUUUGUUCUGAACUUUAGCUUGGCCAUGACAAAAUAUCAUCGCAAUAUCAGUACGUGCAAAAUCAAAGUUAGCGGUGCACCGAUAAUUUUGGUGCACCGCUAAACGAAAGAAAUCAACCCUGAUUUCUUGCGUUUUGGUUUGAUCAGCAAUCGGCCGAUACGUACAUAAAUCCACCGAUCUUAUCUAUCCCCGCAAAAGUCUGAAAAUUAUGUUUGUAGGUGCGGGGUUAACAAUUGUCAUCCUAUUGCUGCCAACUUGGUGUCUUUGUUGCUGUAUUUAGUGACUUUAGAAACAAAAAUAAACAAAAGCCAAAAUUGGUAUCGGCAGGUCAUUCAUU